AAAAAAUAAAAAAAAGAAAAAAGAAAAAAGAAACCUGAGCUCGCUGCCAUAACAUAAUAACAAGCUCCAUUUGGAUCUAAAAGCACAAAGACACUUCUUUUCUAGGGUUUGAGUGGAAGAAUCAGUUUCAAUUUCUUAACAAAAUGGCGAUGGCUGCUUUGAGACGCGAAGGGAGGCGAUUCGCCUCUCCUCUCAUCUCUCAUCAACCGAUCACCGCCGCCGUCAGAUCCUCUCUUCUCGCUGCUGCUGAGGAGCAGGCCCCUUUUGGUGUGCGUUCAAUUUCUACUCAAGUUGUCAGAAAUCGUAUGAAGAGUAUCAAGAAUAUUCAGAAAAUUACCAAGGCUAUGAAGAUGGUUGCAGCCUCAAAGUUACGAGCAAUUCAAACCAGAGCAGAAAAUUCUCGUGGACUGUGGCAGCCAUUUACUGCACUUCUCGGCGAUGCUCCUAGUGUUGAUGUUAAGAAGAAUGUAAUUGUUACUAUUUCUUCGGACAAAGGUCUUUGUGGAGGAAUUAACUCCACAUCAGUCAAGACAAGCAGGGCUCUUCACAAGUUGACUUCUGGUCCUGAGAAAGAAACAAAAUAUGUCAUCUUAGGAGAAAAGGCAAAAGCCCAACUGAUCCGUGACUCAAAGAAAGACAUUGAACUAUGCAUCACUGAAUUGCAGAAGAAUCCUUUAAAUUAUACCCAGGUCUCUGUUCUAGCAGAUGACAUCUUAAAGAAUGUUGAAUUUGAGGCUCUCAGGGUUGUCUUCAACAAGUUCCAGUCAGUUGUUUCAUUUCUUCCAACCAUGUCAACUGUAUUAUCUCCUGAGGUUAUGGAGAGAGAAGCUGAAUCUGGUGGAAAACUUGGAGAUCUUGACUCUUAUGAGAUUGAAGGUGGUGAAACAAAGGGUGAAAUUCUCCAGAAUCUUGCUGAGUUCCAGUUUUCUUGUGUCCUGUUCAAUGCUGUACUGGAGAAUGCUUGCAGUGAACAAGGAGCAAGGAUGUCUGCUAUGGACAGCUCCAGCAGAAAUGCUGGCGAGAUGCUUGAUCGCCUGACACUUACCUACAACAGAACUCGUCAAGCAUCUAUCACCACUGAGUUGAUUGAAAUUAUUUCUGGAGCAUCCGCACUGGAGGGUUAAUUUCUUAAAGUGAGGCUAAGGUAUCUGACGGUGACGAAAUAAGAUGCAAAGGUUUUCUUGAACUUUAUUGCAAUCUUUUGAGGAUUUUUUCUGUUGCGAGCUACUCCAAUAAUCCUCCCCAGCGCUGUACUUCAUUUCUGGGAAUUGAGAACAUAUCUUUGAUGGUUACAGUUGAUUUUCAAUAGUUUACCUUACUGCCCCAAUCCUUUCAAAUUGAAAGCUAAAUGACUGGUUUGAAAGUUGAGAAUUCAUGUAAAUUGUUUUUAUUCAUUCCUAUAAUUCCUUUUC
Molecule: messenger RNA, 1412 nt
Organism: Ricinus communis (castor bean)
Lineage: Eukaryota; Viridiplantae; Streptophyta; Magnoliopsida; Malpighiales; Euphorbiaceae
Product: ATP synthase subunit gamma, mitochondrial
Exons: 9
Coding region: 144-1124 (326 amino acids)
Biological process (GO): proton motive force-driven ATP synthesis
Molecular function (GO): proton-transporting ATP synthase activity, rotational mechanism
Source: RefSeq, a predicted model, not a curated record